AGAAGAGAAGAGAGGCCACCGGUUUGGAGGGAGCUGGGAGGAUGAUGAUAAAGAUGAUGAUGUGGAAGAGAUGGAGAUGAAGCAGACUAUGCAGAUCCGGGGACUCCUGUUGCUGCUGCCGGCACUAUGGGCUCUGCUUCUGCGGGACGGCGCGGCGGUCACAGAGGAGGGAGGUUGCUUUCUUUCAGGAACAAAGGUUACUGGAAUGCCAGUCAAGCUGAAAGUGUCCCAAGGGCAGCCUGUGAAGCUGAACUGCAGCCUCGAAGGAAUGGAAGAGCCAGAGAUGCUGUGGAUGAAGGAUGGAGCUGUGGUGCAGAGUGUAGACCAGGUGUACAUUCCGGUAGAUGAAGAACACUGGAUUGGUUUCCUUAGCUUGAAAUCUGUAGAUCGGACAGACUCUGGAAAGUAUUGGUGCCAAGUUGAGACCAAUGGGAAGAAGGAGGAAUCGCAGCAAGUGUGGCUCGUUGUGGAAGGUGUUCCUUACUUCACUGUUGAACCAGAAGAUCUGUCGGUCAUCCCUAAUACUCCUUUUCAUAUGCACUGUGCUGCAGCUGGCCCACCUGAGCCAGUGACUAUCAUCUGGUGGAUGGGCGAGUCCAGAGUGGGGCUUUCUGACAUCUCACCCUCCACCCUAAAUGUGUCAGGUAUUAAUCAAAGCACAGUUUUCUCCUGCGAAGCCCACAACAUAAAGGGACUGUCUUCAUCUCGGACGGCCACCGUGCAUAUUAAAGCUCUCCCCUCUCCACCUCUCAAUGUGACAGUAACUUGGAUCACUAGCAACAAUGCCAGUAUCACUUGGCUACCAGGAUUUGAUGGGCGUUCUCCACUUCAUUCUUGUACAGUUCAGGUGGCUGAUCCACAAGAAGAAGUGGACGUUUCCACGGAAGUUGUUCCUGCUCCCUCCUGUACUGGGGCUUUGCCUGGUUUAAAGCACUCCACCAAUUAUAGUGUCCGGGUCCAAUGCACUAAUGAAAUGGGCAGCUCCCCUUUUACAGACUGGGUCUAUUUUCAGACCCUGGGACUAGCUCCAAACAAUACUCCACAAAACGUGCACAUUAUCCAAAGAGAUUCUUGCCUGAUUUUGGAAUGGGAAGCAGUGGCUCCAGAAAUGCUUAGGGACAGUACCCUGGGAUACAGGUUGGAGUGGAGCCAAGAUAACAUAACUCAGGGGGAGAUGGUUGUGCAGGAGGCAAGCGCCAACCUGACGAUGUGGAAUCCCUUAAAAGACCUUAUUAUCAGGGUGUGCGUACUCAACUCAGCUGGCUGUGGACCUUGGAGUGAGCCUUUACUGGUUACAGCACAAGAUUUAUUAGGGGGACAGAGACAGCCCCGCUAUGGAACAUCCUGGGUCCCUGUGGUGUUAGGAAUUCUUACUGCACUGGUCACAGCAGUUGCCUUGGCACUAAUCCUCCUACGGAAAAGAAGAAAAGAAACUCGUUUUGGUCAUGCCUUUGACAGCAUGGUGGGAGGGGAUCCAGUAGUCCAUUUCAGAGCAGUGAGAUCUUUCAACAGAGAAGUCCCAGAGCUUAUUGAGGCAACAUUGGACAGUAUAGGAAUCAGUGAUGAACUGAAGACCAAACUGAAGGAUGUCCUGAUCCAGGAGCAGCAGUUUACCCUGGGAAGAAUGCUAGGCAAAGGGGAAUUUGGGUCUGUAAGAGAGGGUCAGCUGAAACUGCCUGAUGGCUCCCUCCAGAAGGUUGCAGUGAAAAUGCUAAAAGCGGACAUCUUCACCUCAAAUGACAUUGAGGAGUUCCUGAAAGAAGCUGCCUGCAUGAAGGAGUUUGACCAUCCACAUGUUACUAAACUGAUUGGCGUCAGCUUGCGCAAUCGGCCUAAAGGGCGACUUCCGAUCCCAAUGGUUAUUCUGCCUUUCAUGAAGCAUGGAGACCUUCACUCUUUUCUAGUGAUGUCCCGGAUUGGAGAAAACCCCUUCGACUUGACUCUUCAGACACUUGUGAAGUUUAUGAUUGAUAUUGCUAGUGGUAUGGAGUAUCUGAGCUCCAAAAACUUCAUUCACAGGGACUUAGCUGCUCGGAACUGCAUGUUAGAUGAAUACAUGAACGUGUGUGUAGCUGAUUUUGGGCUUUCAAAGAAAAUCUAUAGUGGAGACUAUUACCGUCAGGGCUGUGCUUCUAAGCUGCCGGUGAAGUGGCUGGCACUGGAAAGCUUGGCGGACAAUCUCUACACAAUGCACAGUGAUGUGUGGGCGUUUGGUGUGACUAUGUGGGAAAUUGUGACCCGAGGGCAAACUCCUUAUGCAGGCAUUGAGAAUGCAGAAAUUUACAACUACCUCAUCAGUGGGAACAGACUGAAGCAGCCCCCAAGGUGCAUGGAAGAUCUCUACGAUCUUAUGUGCAGAUGCUGGCAUUCGGAACCCAAGCUACGACCUAGCUUCGGAGCACUGAAAUUUCAGCUUGAAAUGAUUUUGGCAAGACUGUCUUUGCUCUCAUCCAGUCAGGAUCCUCUGUAUGUCAACAUCGGGAAACCACAAGAAGCUUGUAGGAAUGAACCCACCAUGAAUUGUCCCUUUGGAACCUUGGACGCUGAAGUGAACAUUGCAGGAGCAUCAGCUGCUGUCACUAGUGACUAUCGUUACAUCAUGAGCCCGUUGUGCCUUGGGAAUGAUGCUGAAAUUGACAGACAUCCGGAUGCAUCUGAUGCAGGGGAGGCGAGGAGCCUUCUUUACGAUUUGGAGAUGGGAGCAAAACAAUGUUAGCCUGAAGAAAAAAGUGACACUUCACGCUCCUCCAAUUAAGAUUUCUGUGUCUUUAUCAUCAUAUGGUACUGCUUUACCAAGACAGUUGUAGGCUGCUUUUAACCAGCAUAGGUAGCUGUAAUCUGGGCUACUUCUGUAACUUCCUGCACCUGUUUGGGUCACUGUGGCUGACAGCCUGAAAUAACCAUGAAUCUUAAUCACCUCUUGGCCUUCUGAGAGUAACUUCCUACAACGGUCAAUGAAAUCCAGUGGGAAUGGUCCCAGUCUGUUAUAGCCAGUAAAUGCCUGUUUGUCCACAGAAUUCUUGCUGAGAAUUGGGGUUGAAUAGGGUGCUAUUCAGCACUCUCUUUUUUUGUAGACCCUCCCACCCCCAGCUCUGGACAAGCAUGGUUGGGACCAGCACAUAUUGGAGAAAAAAUCUGUGAGAUAUUCACAUUGAUUUAUACUGUAUUUCAGGGCGUGAGAAAACAAAGAGCCUAAUUUAGCAGUACUGCCUAGACGUCUUGCCUACCUCAGUGGUUCUCAAACUGGGAUCUGUGAUACUGCUUCUGUAAAAUGAAGAAACAUUGGACUUUUUUCAGAGUGCUCUUUGGUUGCCAGACGCAAGCAUUACUUAAGCAGCUAAGCAACAAAAUUACAGGAUUGGCCCUUCUUUGCUUAAUGUUUGACAUAAAAUUGGUAAUAAUCAGUUGCCUUGAGUGUAAAACUCAGAGGUACCAAAUGCAUCUGAUCAUAACCAAGCUUCAAAUAGAUAUUAAGUGAACGGUGCC
This is a messenger RNA of Elgaria multicarinata webbii, 3486 nucleotides long. It is a transcript of the gene TYRO3, whose product is annotated as TYRO3 protein tyrosine kinase. Gene Ontology annotation, cellular component: plasma membrane; signaling receptor complex. Lineage: Eukaryota; Metazoa; Chordata; Lepidosauria; Squamata; Anguidae. Bases 71 to 2716 code for a protein of 881 amino acids. Gene Ontology annotation, biological process: multicellular organism development; protein phosphorylation; nervous system development. The transcript has 19 exons. Gene Ontology annotation, molecular function: ATP binding; transmembrane receptor protein tyrosine kinase activity; protein binding. The record is from RefSeq and is a predicted model, not a curated record.